This is a messenger RNA of Drosophila mauritiana, 203 nucleotides long. RefSeq lists its product as uncharacterized. The coding region runs from base 1 to 189 and encodes 62 amino acids. The record is from RefSeq and is a predicted model, not a curated record. Lineage: Eukaryota; Metazoa; Arthropoda; Insecta; Diptera; Drosophilidae. The transcript has a single exon.
AUGGCCACAAUUACCUCGGCAUUUCCCUCCAAAGUCUCGGAUGAUUCACUGCAGGCCGGAUCACGCUCAAACUCCUUCUCUACCAACCCCAAUACACAUCCAGUGAUCGCGUCUAAACUUUCUGAAUUAUCCUCCUCCGCAGAUCCCUUCGGGUCAUCAUUUUCUUCCAAUUUAUCCUGUGAAUCGUAACUUUCAUUAAGCUC